Messenger RNA from Anolis sagrei ordinatus, 1709 nucleotides. RefSeq names its product SH2 domain containing 7 (gene SH2D7). Gene Ontology annotation, cellular component: cytoplasm. Lineage: Eukaryota; Metazoa; Chordata; Lepidosauria; Squamata; Anolidae. The record is from RefSeq and is a predicted model, not a curated record.
UUUGGGUUAUUGCCGUCUCUUCCCAGCAUGAAAGCAGGAUGGAGGACCGAGCAAAGUGGCUCUCUUCGGGGAAAGAAUCGAACUCGGAUCUGGAGAAAGGACCGUCGGAGAUGUUGGAAGACCUGGUGCUGAAGUGGUUCCUGACGACACAGGUGCCCCUUAUCUUGCAGGACGGCGAUUUACCGGCGUGGUUCCACGGCUUCAUCACACGGAAGCAAGCUGAAGACCUUCUUAAAGGCACCGAGUUUGGUUGCUUUCUGAUCAGAGUUAACAAACGAUCCUUCGGCUACAUUCUCUCCUAUCGGGGGAAAGACCGAAUCCGGCAUUUUGUCAUUGCCGGUCAACGCAACGGACGCUACGCCAUUUCGGGGGACACCCAGACCCACCAAAGCCUGGCCGAACUGGUCGGCUUCUACCAAAAGACCGACCUUGAGCCUUAUAGUGAAAAGCUUACCGUGGCCUGCUCAAAGGACGAAGAGACAAGUGUGUAUGACGAAAUCACUUUGGAUCGGCAGACAUCUUCCAAACACAGCUCCGCGGCAGGUGUCCCAGUCCGGACCAGUCCAUCAACCACCAAGCCAGCAAAGGAGAACGUCAACAGCCAGCCUGCGAAACCAGGAAAGAAGCUUUGGGAUCAACAGAAGUCUUUAUCCAAGGAGAAAGGAGACCCGAGUACAGAGGACCCCGAUGAUGCCCCACCACUUCCAGCCAGGAGCAACCUGCUGAUAUCCCAGUCCUUUGAGGAAGAUCCAAACGGUGAAGGGAACUUUGUCAAGAAGGACUGUGUAGAUAACAGGAGCCCAGAAGUGCCGAGAAAACCCUCUAAAGGAGACACAGAAGAGUCACAGAAGCCUGAAGGUCUAGACCAAGCCAACUCUUCUUCUAGCAGAAAGAAAACAAGCUCUCUGUUUGCCAUGGCUAAGCAAGUGGAUCGAUCCCACAGCAAAAAAAUCAAUCUGGUAGAAGCUACUCACCUGGAGACAAUUUAUUCCGAAAUUGGCCUGGACCAAGACAAGGGUUCCUGGUUGUUUCCUGAUUCCCGGAGUGGUCAAUCCUCCCUGACUCCAUCAAGGAAGACAACACUAAGCUCCCCAACGUCAACUCCUCCAAAGCUGUCUCCGAAGUUACCUAGCAAACCAAAGGCAUCCAUGGAGCUCCAAGGUUCACAACCACCACUUGCACCACACCUUACCUCUCCUGCGUUGGACAAAGAUCCUCAGAAGUCAAACCAUGCCAAAACCUUGCCCGAGUCACCCAUGUACGGCCAGAUCCACAAGAUGAAAUCCCAGCAAUCUGCAACGUCCACCAGUGACAAGACGAGCAAUGCUUACGAAGAGGUCUCUUUUGGGUGGAUGAAGAACGUCGUUCCUGAGCCUGAGUCAGAAAAGCUGGUCAAGGAGACUUACGACCAGAUCUCUCCAAAGAGUCGAGGAUCCUUGAAGCCAGAGGCUGAGGAUCCAUACGAAAAGAUCCCUCUUCAUUUCACCAAAGGUUCCCCAUCGAAAAAGCAUGCCCUCACCAUGGAGAACCCCUACAAGCAAACCACCUUCAGCCCUGUCAAAGGAGUUGAGGCAAAGCCAAGUCAAAAGAGUGACAAGCCCAGACGGUUCUUCUUUACUGACAAGAAAACCAAAUUCUGAAUGUGGCAACAGAAAGGGGACGUUCGGCCUUAACCUGUGCUGAAGAUGACUCAACAUGAAUCAGCGACC